CCUGUUCAUUCGUCAGAUCGACGGCUUUCGUACUACGGAGCUAGGAGGAAAUAUUGCCCACGUCAUCACGUUCAUCUGUAUUGACCGGUGUUAUUAACUAUAGUCGGGGAACCACGACUACCCUCCCGCUUCUCGACGUACCCCUCGUACAAGCGAUCAUAGCGGGCGAUCCCAGCAACGAUCCGGCCAGGCCCAACAUCUCCGGGACUACUUGAACUCAGAACGAAUGCGGAACCCUAAUAUGAACCACAACCGCAUGGUGGAGCUCUUGGAUGAGGAAAUGCGCGAGUAUCUCGCCAGCGAGGCACAGACCAGAGCAGCAGUGGACCAUCAGAUUCGACAGCUAGAAUCGCAUAUUUCUAGAAAUAACGACCGCGGAAUGGAUUCUCAAGAUACUCCACCCCAAGGUAGCAGGCCUACCAGACGUCGGGGUAGAGGGGCAAGGAGCAGGGAAACCGAAAACAAUACUCUACUCGACGAACCGAUACCUCACCUCGAGUCGCCCACUGUAGUUCCUCAGGAAUUAGAAAUUCAUCGUCAAUCGAACCGAAGGGUCAAGCGGAGAAAGCUGGAGUCUGACGAUGUCAGAGAAGGCACACGCGGUUUCUCUUACGGACAAUUCGGCCAGGUCGUGCCAGGAGCUCUCAGGAUGGAAAUAGCCAGCUGUGAUGGGGGAACCUACGAGCCUGAUGGCGAGAGCUCGUUUCCGGAUAAUAUCCUGCGGAACGAUUCGUCUGUCUAUUGCACCAAGUCGGAUCGCUGCAAUUUGCUCUUGAAGCACGUCGGAGGGGCGCCUUUCUGCUUGAAGAGGAUUGUCAUCAAAGCUCCAAAAACUGGUUAUGACUCUCCGAUACAAGAAGGAAUGGUCUUCGUCUCCAUGACAUCCGACGAUAUUUUGACCCGUACCGCUCAAGACCAAGUUCAUUACUCUGGUGCUCGACGGCGACGACGUAAUCGACGAAGCGGAUUAUCACGGUAUGCGCCUUUUUACCCAUUGCCAUACGAGGAGGAGCUAGAGAGGGCCAUGCGCGGGAGUCCGGAUUCCGAAGACUCGACACAAACCACGGUCGAUCCAGUGGCCGGCUUCAGGGUUACGACCAGUCAUAACGACAACGAUCGCGAUAUUCCAGAACAACUUAAUGAACAAGAAGACGAUGACGACUGCCCUACCAUCGAGGAGAUUGAAAGGCUGCGGAUUGGACAGCUGAUGGAAGACGACAUAGCCUGUACUGACAGCGACGACAGCGAAAGCGACUCUACAUCCGAUCUUAACGUUUCCACGUCUCAAUUUGACUCAUUUUACCGUCGACGACGCAGACUGUCGAACUUGCUGAGAAUCCCACGUCAGCAGCAACAACAACAGCAGCAGAGACAGCAUCAGACCACUAGUUUCGUUGAGCCGCCUAUGGAUUCCCAAACGAACGCCUUGCGAAGCAAUGGACUUUUACGGCCACAUGCGCAGUUCUUCAUUGAGCGUGCGCAGAGUAUGGUCAACAUCAAAUUUGAUCCUCCUCCGUCUGGUAGAUACAUCCUAAUCAAACUCUGGAGUCCCCAUAACGGAGGUAACAUCGACAUCCAAAGCGUCAUUGUGCAUGGCUUCGCGGGUCCUCGUUACUUCCCAGCCGGUGGUUUACGAUAGUCACGUCUCCCUCUUCACUCUCUCGCCCUCUCUGCCUCUUCCUCGCCGCCUCUUCCUCGCCGCCUCUUCUCUUCACAUUAUACGGAUAUCUUCACGAUACAGCUGGGUACAAGCUAUAACUUGUUCCAUACAUUCGCUGUCACUUUGCUUUACUUCAUGGGUUGUUUUAAAUGGGAUGGGUCGUUAUUAUUACUUAUGCAUACACCGGAUGGGCUCGGAUCGGUUCUGGUU
Aspergillus glaucus CBS 516.65 is the source of this 1870-nucleotide messenger RNA. RefSeq lists its product as uncharacterized. Bases 227 to 1639 code for a protein of 470 amino acids. The record is from RefSeq and is a predicted model, not a curated record. The transcript is spliced from 3 exons. NCBI's taxonomy places the organism in Eukaryota, Fungi, Ascomycota, Eurotiomycetes, Eurotiales, Aspergillaceae.